Molecule: messenger RNA, 860 nt
Organism: Nyctereutes procyonoides (raccoon dog)
Lineage: Eukaryota; Metazoa; Chordata; Mammalia; Carnivora; Canidae
Gene: SPMIP8
Product: testis, prostate and placenta expressed
Exons: 8
Coding region: 135-860 (241 amino acids)
Source: RefSeq, a predicted model, not a curated record
UGUUCCUUUAUUCUCCUACUGUAUGAGGUGCUGGGGCCAGCCCAUCUCCCUGCCUCUUCUCCCCACUGAGCAGUCGGAAGAGCAGAGAACCCUCACAGACCUGUGCACCUGCAGACCAGGUAGCCACCGUAGCCAUGGCCCGCAUCAUCGACCUGGUGCCCUGGGAUGACGGCUCCACGCACAUGUAUGCCUCCCCGGCCAUUCUGCUGCCUGUGGAACGGACACGCAACCAGUUGGCCGGCGUGAAACAGCAGCUCUACCACCCGGCUCUGCCCAGCCUGCGCCGCAUGGACAUGGACUCGGUCAGGGCCUGCCUUUCCGACGAGCACUGCCAGUCCACCACCUACUGCCGCAAAGAUGAUUUUGACAACGCCCACUUCACACUUUUGGGUGUCCCCAACAAACCCCUGCAUUGCUUGGACAUCACGGCGACCGGCCAGAAACUCCGCAACAGGUACCGCGAGGGAAAGCUGGUACCCAUUGCUCCAGGCAUCAACCGGCUGGACUGGCCCUGCUUCACACGCGCCAUUGAGGACUGGUCCCGCUUCGUGUCCGCCGCCGGCGAGUUCAAGCUGCCCUGCCCGAGCAGGAAGGGCGAGAGUUUCAGCGGCUACGCGGUGCGGUACUUGAAGCCGGAGGUGACCCAGAACUGGCGGAGGGAUGUGGGGGCCGGGGAGGGGGCCAGUGUCCCCCUCGGCUCACUGCCCCCCCAUUUCUCUGGCCCGCGCCAGUACUGUCUCAACCAGAACCCCAGCCUGGACCGCUACGGACAGAAGCCCCUGCCUUUUGACUCCCUGAACGCUUUCCGACGCUUUGGCUCAAUCUACAGCCGUGUCAACUACCAGACCCCUUGGCAUUAA